UGUCUUAACUUCACUCCUACUCGAAUCCUAUAAGCAAAUUCACUCCAACUCUUUCAUAUAAGCUUAUAAUUCUUAAUCUUCACAUUGCUCUCUUUCUGUCUCUUUAAUCUGUAAUGAUGAACUCUGCUCUCGCGAAAACUUCUGUCUACACAAUAAUUACGGUCUUCUUCGUGUUCGCCUUCAUCGUAUUAGUACUCCGCACAGAUGAAAGUACUGGAUCACUUUUUUCUAUUUCAAUUCUCAAACUUGACAAGUCUUGGUUAAGUCAAGAAUCAAAAACAGGUCACGAAGACAUAAUAGCGAAUGACAUCAGUAAUUACACUCGUACAGGUAAUUCGGUUUUACCUCCAGAAGAAAGUAAUGACACAGGUAUUGAUAAUGAAGAGGAAUUUAUUGUAAGCACCUGUGAUAUUGCUAAAGGGAAAUGGGUUUUCAACAAUAUGUCUAAGCCUUUAUACACAGACCACACUUGCCCGUAUCUCGAUAAAGAAGUUUCUUGUGUGAAGAACGGACGAACAGAUUCUGACUAUCGUCACUGGGAAUGGCAACCAGAUGAUUGCGUUUUGCCAAGGUUUGAUCCUAAGGCUGUUCUUAAUAAGCUGAGAAACAAAAGACUCAUGUUUGUAGGAGAUUCACUACAGAAAAAUCAAUGGCAGUCUUUUGUUUGUCAGGUUCAAUCAAUUAUACCUGCAGAACAGAAGUCAAUGCAACGCGGGCGUCCUCAUUCUAUUUUCACGGCUAAGGAAUAUAAUUCGACGAUUGAGUUUUAUUGGGCGCCAUUUCUCAUCGAGUCAAAUACAGACCUCGAUAUCAUUGCGGAUCCAAGGAAGAGAAUACUGAAAGUAGAUUCAGUAACUAAGCAUGCGCAGUACUGGAUGGGGGUAGAUAUUCUUGUUUUCAAUACUUAUAUUUGGUGGAUGAAUGGCAUAAAGAUUAAAUCACUAUGGGGUUCUUUCGCAAAUGGGGACGACGGGUUUGAAGAGUUGGAUGCAGAAGUUGCUUACAGGAUUGGCUUGAAGACAUGGGCAAAUUGGGUUGAUUCCACUGUUGAUCCAAACAAGACCAGGGUUUUCUUUACUACCAUGUCUCCAAUACAUAUGGGAAGCUACACUCAGCAUGAGAAAAAGGGAUAUCGAUGCUACAAUGAAACAAGGCCAUUUCAGGAGUACUGGGGAAGAUACUUGAGUCAACGUGUUACGAACAUAGUAUCCAGUGUCGUAGAGAGAAUGAGAAUUCCUGUUCAAUUUAUCAACAUAACACAAAUGUCUGAACAAAGAAUCGAUGGUCACGCAUCAAUUUACACCGAGUCUGGAGAAAACGUGAUAACAGAUGAACAAAAACAUCAUUCAGACUGCAUUCAUUGGUGUUUGCCGGGUGUACCUGAUAUAUGGAAUCAACUAUUGUACACAUACUUGUAACCAAAAACACAUGAAACAUAACUUAAAACACAAAAUAGAGCAUCUGCCUUUCACUUUGUUAUUAUUCUUCUUCACCUGAAAAAUAGUCCGGGCCGUCUGGGAUUAAAUAUUGACUUCCAUAAAACCCACAUCCAUCAUUUCUGACGAAUGUCGCCGGGUCAUCUGUGAUAUUUUUCACUAUUGACUUCCAGUCUAGAUCCUGCUUGUUCUCGUAGUACUUGACCACACCCACUAAGUUGAGUUUCUCCUUUAAGCGUUCAACUGAUUCAAAAGGAAUUGAGAUUUGAAACACAUUCUC
Papaver somniferum (opium poppy) is the source of this 1716-nucleotide messenger RNA. RefSeq names its product protein trichome birefringence-like 3. Gene Ontology annotation, cellular component: Golgi apparatus. The transcript has 5 exons. The record is from RefSeq and is a predicted model, not a curated record. Lineage: Eukaryota; Viridiplantae; Streptophyta; Magnoliopsida; Ranunculales; Papaveraceae. Gene Ontology annotation, molecular function: O-acetyltransferase activity. The coding region runs from base 114 to 1418 and encodes 434 amino acids.